CCUCUUCUUAUGUUUCGCUAUUUAUGUUUACAUUCACUACAGAACAAGAUAAAUGAUAUCAAAUUGGAGUGAAAACCUUUGACGGAAAUUAAUGCUAUCUUGAAAUCUCUGUUACAAGAUCUUUUCAGCGUUUAUGAGUAUACAAACACGUCAUGAGAUGUGUCGUCCUUGUCACUGCAGCUCCGUAUGGCGUCAGUCCGCAGUGAUGGACUGUGCUGUUCCCGGAUCGGAGGUCGUCCCAAAAAACUAUAACCAAAACACCGGAGCGUGCGGCGCGUUUACGUUACGCAGUCUGAUAAGACGAGAUGCUUGAUAAGAGGCGUUUAUAAACACACGGAUACAGACGGAGGAUGUCAGCAAACAGGCUGCGACCCCAGGGAAGGAUUCAGCAAAACAGCUGCCCUUCUCUGACAACACUGACGACUGUUUGAACCAAUGGGUCUCUCACUGUCAGUCUGGCUGUACAGCAGGGCAGAUCGCAGCCCUUCCUCUUCUUCAUCAGCUUUCCCGCUGCUGGCUGUCCCGAUCUCUUCUCGCCUUGCGGUCACGCUGAACUCCUCUCCGGUUGCUGCAGGAGACGGCCGGUCACACUGGAGCUCACUCCAGCGCUCUCCUCACUUCCUGCUAUCUGCCUGCAAACAGGAAGUGACACGCUCACCUGUUGAGCGGAGCAGCGAUGGGGUGAGGGCGGAGAUGGGGGUGAAGAGUGGGCUUCAUGUCUGGGAGGUGCUGUGGAACCCCAACCACAGGGGUAGUCAUGCUGUCUUGGGCAUUGCCAGGCAUAACUGCCCUCUGCAGGCCUCAGGGUACAAUGUGCUGGUGGGUGGAGACUCACAGUCAUGGGGCUGGGAACUCAAAACCAAUCAGCUCUGGCAUGCUGGACAGAAUAUAGGACUUUACCCUGGAAAGAGGAAGAGGUGUCACUGUGAGGCUGAGGAGGAUUUUAGGCCACAGUCUUCCACUUCAUCACACACAAAGAUAUCACAGACACAUCUCCCCAUCCCUGAGCGCAUCCUGCUGGUCCUGGACGCCGAUGCAGGAACUCUAGGAUUUAUUGUUGAUGGCAGCUUCCUCGGUGUAGCUUUUAAAGACCUCCCUCGUGGAGUGGAGCUGUUCCCAGCAGUGAGCAGUGUGAGAGGAGGAGCCAGCAUACGACUACGAUACCUGAACGGUGCCACACGUGACCCCCCUUCCCUGAUGGCUUUGUGUGGACUGUCAAUUCAUCAGUUUUUAGGGCACCAGAGGCAGAAUCAAAUGGACAAACUGCCUCUACCGCCUCGUCUCCAGGACUAUCUCCUCUCUAGUCAAUAACGUACACCUAUACAUGUAGACGCAUACACUGAAUAGGAAACAUUUUUUCAAGCACUCAGGUGUAACAAGAAUUUACAGAACAUUUCCUUUUUAUAUGGA
This is a messenger RNA of Chelmon rostratus (copperband butterflyfish), 1410 nucleotides long. Its product is annotated as SPRY domain-containing SOCS box protein 1. NCBI's taxonomy places the organism in Eukaryota, Metazoa, Chordata, Actinopteri, Chaetodontiformes, Chaetodontidae. The transcript has 3 exons. Bases 436 to 1311 code for a protein of 291 amino acids. Gene Ontology annotation, biological process: proteasome-mediated ubiquitin-dependent protein catabolic process; intracellular signal transduction. Gene Ontology annotation, cellular component: SCF ubiquitin ligase complex. The record is from RefSeq and is a predicted model, not a curated record. Gene Ontology annotation, molecular function: protein binding.